CAGGGUUCUGGAUGGCCCUGGUGUCAGCGCCCAGAUUAGCUGUUCCCUCCCGGAUGGAUCCUGCUGUCCCUGGGCCACCGCCAGGCCCUGCGCCCAUCCCCUUCCCAUCCCCAUCCAUCCCCACUCGCCGCCUGUAGGGCUUCACCACCUUCACCCCUUCCCUCGCCCAGCCCCACAAGCAGCACCGCCCCACGUCCCAGGCUGCUGGGUGCAAUGAGUGCACUGGGAGCUGGAGGGGUUGUUGGGCCGGAUCCUGCCAAAGGCUGAGGUCCAUCACACUCAGCUCAGCAGCGUUAGCUUCACGAGGGAGCGCCUGGACAGACCCCAUCCCUGUCCUUAUCUCACUGCCUUCCUUCCCCAAGCCUCAUUCACAUUCGUGUCCCCAUCUCUGUUCCCAUCCCCAUCCCAACCUUACGCCACACACAAGGGUCGGAGCAGCCCCUUUGGGGUGGCCAUGCUCCCGCAGUGCCGACACAACCCCGUGGGCUGCAGCCCCCACAGGGGAGGGGUGUGUGAGGGGGGUGGGCACAGCAGGGCCGGCUCCGGCCGCAGGCGCUGACAUAACCUGGUUAUCCACGAUGGACGGCUGCAAUCAGCGCCGAGCGGCCGCUGCCAUAACUCACCGUGCCCCCUCCACCCCCCCCCUUCCUGGUUAUCGGGGCUAUAAAUGGGAUGCAGCAUUGGCACAGCGCAGACCCCGCCAUGAGCAGCCUGGAUGCCAUCCGGGAGGGCUAUGCACGCUUUGACCCCCACGCCUACCUGCAGAACAACUACGUGCCCCCCCGCGCCGACUUCUCCUCCGAGGAGUGCGUGGUGCCCUGGAAGCUGAGAUGUUUGGCCGAGACCUUCGCCAGCGGUGAGAUCUGUGGGCGCACGCUCAUCGACGUGGGCUCGGGCCCCACCAUCUAUCAGCUGCUGAGCGCCUGCGAUCACUUCGAGGAGAUCGUGGCCACCGAUUUCCUGGAGGUGAACCGGGAGGAGCUGCGGCGUUGGGUGCGGGGUGAGCCUGGAGCCUUCGAUUGGAGCCCCUUCAUCCAGCACGUCUGCAAGAUCGAGGGGCGCGGGUAGGGCAGGAGGGGUGGGGUGGGGUGGGGGGCACGUCGUGCUCCUGUGGAAUGCUGACCCCAAAUCCCCGUGGGACCGUGGCCCCGAGACCCCAUGGAGCUUCAUGCCAUGUCCCUGCAGAUCGCAGCCCCUUGGAUUUGUGGGUUGGGGGCUGAGACCCACUGCAGUCGUGGUCCCACAGCCCAUAGUGCUGAUCCCGGCAAGAUUCCUUUGGGAUCCCAUCCCCAGGUCCCUCUGAGCACUGUGCCGGUCCCUAUAGGAUCCCAGUGCUGUGUCCCCACAUCUGCCGUGCUGAUCCCCAGCCCCGUGUCCCCGCUCAUGCCAGGUUUUGGGAUUCCAUCUCCACAUUCCUGCGGAUGCUGUGCUGAUCCCUGCAGGAUCUCAUCCCCAUAAUCCUGCUAUGGGAUCCCUUCCCUGUAUCCCCCCAGGGUCCCAUCCCCACACCGUGCUGAUCCCUGUAGGUCCUGUCUAAUAUCCCUUGCAGACGUCAGGCUGAUUGCUAUGGGAUCCCGUCCCCACAUCCCUGUGGCUGCUGUGCUGCAGGACCCCAAACCCACAUAUCCCUAUUGAUGCCAGCUUGCUCCCUGCAGGACCCCAACCCCAAACCCCUAUUGAUGCCAGGUUGCUCCCUGCAAGACCCCAACCCCACAUAUCCCAUACAGCUCCCCCCCCCAAACCCCCUUCCCUCCGCUCCA
Molecule: messenger RNA, 1760 nt
Organism: Meleagris gallopavo (turkey)
Lineage: Eukaryota; Metazoa; Chordata; Aves; Galliformes; Phasianidae
Source: RefSeq, a predicted model, not a curated record